Salvelinus namaycush (lake trout) is the source of this 1332-nucleotide messenger RNA. RefSeq lists its product as uncharacterized. Lineage: Eukaryota; Metazoa; Chordata; Actinopteri; Salmoniformes; Salmonidae. Gene Ontology annotation, biological process: inflammatory response; neutrophil chemotaxis; cellular response to lipopolysaccharide. Bases 46 to 1065 code for a protein of 339 amino acids. The record is from RefSeq and is a predicted model, not a curated record. Gene Ontology annotation, molecular function: chemokine activity; CXCR chemokine receptor binding. The transcript has 8 exons. Gene Ontology annotation, cellular component: extracellular region.
AGAGACUGUGUAGUCAGAGAGACUGUGUAGUCAGAGAGACUGUGGAUGAUGGGUUGUCUCGUGGUCACUGGAGUUCUCCUUGUGAUUCUACUGUUCCAUCCUCCAGCAGCUCAGAUGGAGAGCCCAGAUACAGAUGUGGAAGCCGUGAGGUUAGAAGAGUUUUGUCUGAAAAUCUCUGAUGAUUCGCACUGUACAAGCGCUGAACCAGAGCCCAGACAAACAGUUACCAACAAGGAGGCAGCUGAGAGAACACAACUGGCAAUAUUUUCACCGUCAGAUGACAAGGAAGAUAUAAACUCCACUCUUCAACCGGCUGUCAAUUCUUCAUCACUUGUGGCGAACUUCAUGGACAUCCCACCAGGCCGCGGGGAACUGGGGCCGAUAGAGAGGGAAGGAUGUCGCUGCAAGACGUGGCAGGAACACACAACUGACCAGUCUCUUGUCAUGAGCAUAGAGUUCAGGUUCCCUGCACCGGACGUGUGUAACUCCACAGAGAUCAUUGAGACACUGGCAGAUGGUAGGAAGGUUUGUGUGAAUACCUCUCUCACAAGAUACCUUGCACCACUGUUUGGGCCUUCAACUGACCCAGACUGGGAAGGGACCACAACCCCCAGCCCAAACACCUCUGCAGUAUCCUCGUCCCCAACCACACAGACAGAGGAACAAAUGAGCAUGACACCACCAUGGGAAUUAAGCAUGAAAUUAUCUUUUGAUGAUUUCCCUGUAACUAGUGAACAGGGACAAGCACGCCCAGCAUCUCCAGCACCCCUAGGACCCCCACCACCCCCAGGCUCACCAGAACCCAAUGGGUCCACAAGACGCAUUGGAGAACGGGGGCCUAGUCUGCAGAGAUGCAAGUGCAUCAAGAAGGACGGCAGAAGGAUAGUAAGGCUCAUCUCUAAAAUAGAGUAUUACCCACCCUCUCCACGCUGCAACGAUUUGGAGGUUAUUGCAACUCUGAAGACGUCAGGUCAAGAGAUUUGCUUGGAUGUCACUGCACCCUGGGUCCGCAGAGUCCUGGAGAAAUUCAACUUAGUCAGACUCUCCUUGAAGGAGUUCACCUAAUUUCAACACAUCUUCCUGAAUGACGCUAGGCUGAAAAUAAAGUGAUAUUUCAAGAAAGAUGUGUGCUCAGCACAGUAUUGCUUUGAACCAACAGUUGUUAGUAAGUAGAUGAUGCUGAUUAUCAAAGAGCUAAAUGUGUCAGCAGUUUGACACUUCUUAUUUGAUAAAGAUGUUUGAUAAGUGACUAAUUCUUUCCACCCUGGCCUGUACUUGAUUUUACAGGAAAUGGAAAUGUUUUUUUGGCAUCUGAUUUCUGCUAUCUGCUAA